GACCUGGUCAUAAAUGAUACUCCGAGACAAAACAAUAAAAAUCAAAGCACUGAUACCAUUAAACCAAAAGAGCGUUUAUCAGACCCCAUGUAAGCGGGACAGUCGUUAAACUGUCGAAGAGUAUGUAACAACAGGCAAAACAGAAAAACAAUUAAGGGUACAGGACUUGACCAGAAAUGUUAACUUCCAAUAAACCUCUCGCAUCUCUAUUUGGAAUACGAUUGGGUCGCUGCUUGGUGACAUCAAAGAUUCAUCCACCAAUCACGAACCGUCCUUCGUUCAAUCUGUUACCRCCCUCUGAACUGGCUCAAAAGAGCAACAACAUCUUGGCUGGUAGAAAGUAUCUUCCUGGAUCAUGGAGCCAAACAUUCCCGAAGUUCCUUGCAAACCCAAGGGUAGGGUUACCUCAUGCGCUAAGUGUAGCAAAUGCUGACAAGGCAAGUUUUGGAGAAUUGGGUCAAUUAUGCAGAAAAGAACUGGAUGUCUCAUUGCCUCGUUUUGGUGUAGUAUUGUUCAGAGGAAUGGGGCUGAGUGUUGCAAAGGAUUUUUCAGAGUUCACUAUGGGGCUUGGUUACGAGGCUAUGAGGUAUGAAGGGGGGACAGGGAAUCGACAUCUGGUGGACGAAGAGGCUUGUCUAUUCACAUCCACUGAUGAUCCAAUGGAGUUCAAUAUCGAACUACAUAAUGAAAUGGCUUGCUCUACUAUACAUCCAAAAAAGGUGAUAUUUUGUUGCAUUCAAGCACCUGUGCCAGGUAACGGAGGACUCACACCAMUAGCAAGRAAUUCAGAAGUGUUCAGCAGCUUGGAUCCAAAAGUUGUCCAUGUUCUUCAAGAAAGAAGGAUUCGUUAUCUACGUUACCUUCCUGACGAGAAAGAAAAGAAGUAUACGUCAUGGCAACAGUCGUUCAUGACWCAAGACCCUCAGGCUGUCGAAAAGUUUCUCAGGAACGUAAACUUUAACUUCAAAUGGGACAAAAACGACAACAGUCUUCGAUAUUGGUACGUGUUGGACCCACUYGUCYCGCAUCCCGCUACGGGACAACCCGUAUGGUUCAACCAAGCAAACGUGCAUCACAACACGUACUACAAGGAAUCACCAAUGUUCAAGGGCAUGGAACUGCCCAAUGAUAUGUACCCAACUCAYGCUACGUAYGGYGACGGAAGUGAGAUCGAAACGGAAGUGAUUCGACACAUACGGGACAUCAACUGGUCUAGUGCUGUUGGGUUUCAAUGGCAGAAUGGUGACGUCAUAGUCAUUGAUAACAUCCUCGCCAUGCACGCACGAUUGAGUUUUACAGGACAAAGAAAGAUUCUUUCUUUUUUGACAAAGAACUAAACUCUUGAUAAAAAUACACUUUUGCUCAUUCAAUGUUAAUAUUUAAUUUCCUUMAAUAAUAUUUGAUAAGUAAAUAUCAAUAACUUAUCAAAAUAGAAAUUAGUUUUUUGACGAGUAAAAGAUUUGACGCAAACAAUAUCCUGCACUAGAAAAAAGGGCUUAAAUUUAGAACUUUUUUGAAUUUUUUUCCCGGUAGCCUCGCAAGCAAGCGCUUCAGAUUAAGUUGA
Actinia tenebrosa (Australian red waratah sea anemone) is the source of this 1564-nucleotide messenger RNA. RefSeq lists its product as uncharacterized. The record is from RefSeq and is a predicted model, not a curated record. Gene Ontology annotation, molecular function: oxidoreductase activity. NCBI's taxonomy places the organism in Eukaryota, Metazoa, Cnidaria, Anthozoa, Actiniaria, Actiniidae.